AUGAAGGAGUAUUUGAGAGCAUUUGAGGAAUCAAAACACUCCAAACAACGAGAAUUCGAUGAUAUGGUAGAUGGUGGAGCCUAUUUUGGUGUUGAUAUGUCCAAAGAUUCGUUCCUAGCCGGCGUCGAGAGAGGUAGCAGAGGGUCUAUGGAUCAAUUUCUUACUAAUGAGUUAGAAGAUGGCAAAGUAGUUCCUCCAAGUGCAACGGCUAAAGAGCAUCGUAGUCGAGUUUGUCUAGAUAUUGGGAGGUUCUUCUUUGAGAACGCAAUCCCAUUUAAUUGCAUUAGAAGUUCAUCGUUCGUUAGUAUGAUGCGCUCAAUUGGGGGUUACGGUCGAGGGUUGAAGCCUCCAUCAAUGCAUGAGAUGAGAACUUGGAUCCUCAAAGAUGAGAUCAAAGCAACUUGGAAGCACACGGGAGUUUCAUUGUUAUCGGAUGGUUGGUCAGACAUGAGAAACAGAAGUCUGAUCAAUUUUCUCGUUAACAAUCAAUAUGGAACAGUGUAUUUGAAAACUGUGGAUGAAAGUGAUGUUGUGAAAAAUGCCCAGAAGUUGUUUGAGUUACUUGAUGAAGUUGUUGAAGAAAUCGAAGAGGGGCAUGUUGUGCAGGUGAUAACAGAUAAUGCAGUCGCAUACAAAGCAGUCGGGCGUUUGUUAAUGGAGAAGAGGACUAGCUUAUAUUGGACUUCGUAUGCAGCUCAUUGCAUUGAUCUAAUUAUUGAAAAGAUUGGCGAACUCCCACAGCACAAGAAUGCUUUACUUAAAGCAAAGAGGGUAACUAAUUACAUCCACAACCAUCAGUGGAUUUUGAGCUUAACAAGAAAGUUUGCUAAGAAAGAUCUUCUUCGACCAGCUGCCACCCGAUUCGCGACUACCUAUCUUACAUUGGAGAGCAUGUAUGAGUUGAAACAGCCACUGCAGCAGAUUGUGGCUUAUUCUAUUAAGACCACAAAGCCUCUUGUGGAUGUGUUGAGAGUGGUUGAUGGUGAGAGGGCGCCGGCGAUGGGAUAUAUCUACGCUACUAUGGAUGAGGCCAAAGAAAAGAUAGCCAAGAACUUGAAUGACAAAUUGAUUGGUGGGAACAUUUUGGAGAUGAAGUUCCCCAUCUCAAAGCAUUUGCAAAGAGAAUUCUUGGGCUUACUUGCUCGACCUCGGCUUGCGAACCAUAGACAUUCGAAGAGGCAAUUAAGAAAGGAGAAGGACGAUCCUUUGGUUGUUGAAGACAUAGCUUCCGGUGAUGAGUGGAUAGCCAAUCCAAAUGACGAAGAUGAUAUUGAUGUCGAUGAUGCUAACUCCGAUGAUAUUGAAUCAGAUCAUAUGGAUGAGGGGACAAGAAAAGAAAAAGAGGUUGAACAUAGACUUGUGGAUGAGGACCUGGAUGAGGAUGGAAGUGGAGGAGAUGAUGAUAAUUAA
Molecule: messenger RNA, 1410 nt
Organism: Salvia miltiorrhiza (redroot sage)
Lineage: Eukaryota; Viridiplantae; Streptophyta; Magnoliopsida; Lamiales; Lamiaceae
Exons: 5
Coding region: 1-1410 (469 amino acids)
Source: RefSeq, a predicted model, not a curated record